AUGGGAGGCGGAGAAGUCAACGUCGCCUACCAAGGCACCUUCAACGAUCUUGGAGACGCACAACUCUUCGGCAUGAACGACAACGACUUCGAGCAGCUCAUGGCUGCUGGCCCUGGAGCCGACAGCUUCACCGCCGUUAACAACGGUUAUACCGACGGAGUCACCGUGUCCCCAAGCGAUGUGUUUAACAACAACGACUCCUUCCCACCCUCGGCAACCUACACAAACCUGACUACCCCCGGUUCAACCUUACUCGAGACACCCGACGAGCACUAUGAGACUUCUCCCAUGUUUUCCGACAACCUUGGCCUCGACUCUCAAGGCUCUGCCUGGUACUCACUCUUCCCCGAUGAGGUAGCAGGCGGCACCACUCCGGCACCACAAAUGGCACGAACCACUUCUGCAUCUUCAGCCAGCCAGAUUGUGGUCCACCCGGGCGGAGAAGGCAACAACCGCAAGCGAAGCUCGACAACGGCUCUUUCACCAUCCCCAGCAAGCUACAGCCCUGCACUCAGGCACUCGAGCGUUGCUGGUGUGAAUGCGCGCAAGCGUGACAAGCCGCUGCCACCCAUUGUUGUCGACGAGAGUGACCAGGUCGCUCUCAAGCGAGCCCGAAACACUGCUGCCGCCAGGAAAUCACGUGCGAAGAAAGUCAACGAGCGAGACGAGAUGGAGUCCAAGAUUGCUGCCCUCGAGCAGGAGGUGGAGCACUGGAAGAGACUGGCUUUGGCUCGCCUAGAGACUGACGAGGACGCAGAAGAUUAG
Saxophila tyrrhenica is the source of this 765-nucleotide messenger RNA. It is a transcript of the gene GCN4, whose product is annotated as General control protein. Gene Ontology annotation, biological process: regulation of DNA-templated transcription. Bases 1 to 765 code for a protein of 254 amino acids. Gene Ontology annotation, molecular function: DNA-binding transcription factor activity. NCBI's taxonomy places the organism in Eukaryota, Fungi, Ascomycota, Dothideomycetes, Mycosphaerellales, Extremaceae. The transcript has 2 exons. The record is from RefSeq and is a predicted model, not a curated record.